Molecule: messenger RNA, 1411 nt
Organism: Erythranthe guttata (spotted monkey flower)
Lineage: Eukaryota; Viridiplantae; Streptophyta; Magnoliopsida; Lamiales; Phrymaceae
Product: putative 2-oxoglutarate-dependent dioxygenase AOP1
Source: RefSeq, a predicted model, not a curated record
AAACAAUUAAGAAUCCAAGGGGUAAACUGUAAAGUGGGGACCGAACUAGUAGAGGGGGUAAAUUGCAAUUUACCGUAAAAUUAGUCUCAUAUUGUAGAUAAGGAAAUUGGAAGAUUCAAAGUUCAAACAGUUGAAUAGUUGAACAAAAUCAACUAGCAAAAGACAACUCAUGCUCUAUAGAAAUACCAAAUACCAUUUUCAACUUCAUUUUCUAGAGAGAGAAAGUAAAGAUAUAUUAAUUCCAAACAAAUGGCUAAUAGAACCAUAUUGAAGCUCCCUCUAAUAGAUUUCUCCAACCUCAAACAAGAACCACAAGCAUGGGAAUCCACGAAAACCCGAGUCAGAAAAGCCCUCGAAGAAUACGGUUGCUUCGAGGCCAAAUUCGACGAAAUUCCUCUUCAUCUUCGGAAAUCGAUAUUCGAUGCACUAAAACAACUAUUCGAUCUCCCUCUAGAGAACAAACUCCUCAACACUUCCAACAAACCAUACCAUGCUUACCUAGGCCAAGAUGCCAUGGUUCCACUUUACGAAAGCAUGGGAAUCGACAACGCCCUCGCCCCCGAAAGCAUUGAAACUUUCUCCAAUCUCAUGUGGGCCCAUGGAAAUCCCACUUUUAGCCAAAUUGUGGAGUCGUAUGUGGAGAAAUUGUCGGAAUUGGACAAGAUUGUGAGGAGAAUGGUUGUGGAGAGCUUCGGGCUCGAAAAAUACAUGGACGAGCAUAUGGAAUCCACGAAUUACGUUAUUCGAGUUCAAAAGUACGAUGCCCCUAAAAGCCAUGAAAAUAACAAUAAUAAUGUGCUUGGAUUCCCAUCCCAUACAGACAAGAACAUCGUCAGCAUAUUGUUUCAGAACGAGGUAAACGGACUCGAAAUGCAGACGAAAACUGGACAUUGGAUCACUAAGGAUCAACUCUCGCCCAAUUCCUUCGUAGUCAUGAUUGGUGAAUCUCUCCAUGCAUGGACAAAUGGGUGGCUACAUUCACCACAUCACAGGGUGAUGAUGGCCGGAGAUAAAGAGCGAUAUUCGAUCGGAUUAUUUUCGGUUCCGAAAUCGGGAUACAUAAUUAAGGCACCUGAAGAAGUGGUGGAUGAAGAGCACCCUUUACUAUUUAAGCCGUACGAAUAUUUUCAAUUUCUCGAUUUUCACUUGGAAGCGGGUCGUUUGGCUACGCCGGUUGAUCUCAAGGCUUAUUGUGGAGCCUAAUAAUCAAACCUCUAAAAUAUGAUUACUUGUAUGCAAUUUUAUGUAACUAUGAUCAAGAUCGAGGACUUUGUUUUGCAUUAAUUUGAUUAAUUUCCAUGUAUGAUUAUCUGAAAGUUGUCGUGUGAAUUUUUGAACUGUUUCGAAAGUUGUCGUCACGCGUACUCAAUUAUUAUUAUAUUUUAUAUUAUUAUUUUCUUUUUUGGUGUUU